This is a messenger RNA of Plasmopara halstedii, 264 nucleotides long. RefSeq lists its product as uncharacterized. Bases 1 to 264 code for a protein of 87 amino acids. The record is from RefSeq and is a predicted model, not a curated record. NCBI's taxonomy places the organism in Eukaryota, Oomycota, Peronosporomycetes, Peronosporales, Peronosporaceae. The transcript is spliced from 2 exons.
AUGGAGCACAACACGGCACAACGAAAACCUGGAGAAAUUCCAGAUUGGUCUUUUAAAGGGUCAAGUCUGAUUGUUAUUGUGCGUGCGACUUCUCAAUCGCUACAAAAAACUUCAGGCUUAACGGCCAAUUACGCAGGCAAAUACUCAGGCGAGUAUUUCGGCUUCACUUCUACACCCACAUUGUCAGACUCGAAUUUCGUCGGUCAAUUUCUUGAGAUUUCGGAUCCUUGUGCUGUCAAUAAAAAAAAGGUUUUGUACAGAUAA